Messenger RNA from Cylicocyclus nassatus, 504 nucleotides. The record is from the annotation of a GenBank genome assembly. Lineage: Eukaryota; Metazoa; Nematoda; Chromadorea; Rhabditida; Strongylidae.
GGUGGCCCUGUGGGGCUCGGGCCACCCAAGGAGCCCCUCUCCACCCUCUCCUGAAGGUCUUUUUCGGUCUAGUGAUUGAGUGGGGGUCGAACUCGACAGGACAACUCGCACUAGCGUGCUCGACGUUGCGCACAUAUCAACGUUACCUCUGUACUCGAAGCUAUCGUCUCUGCUAAAAUCGCUGUUGUUCACUCGAUAGAGGAGUCCAGUAAACGCAUGAUCGAAACGAAGUGCUUCCAAGAAUUGAAUGUGUUUUUCGAGGAAGACGGCAGCUUGGUGCCGAUAGUGCUGGAUUUUUUGUGCCUUCAAUCGUCUUUCCGUGAGGAUGUGCAAAUAACUAUAAGGCCAACGUCAGCAUCCAAAGGAGGCAAAGGCCCUCCGAAAGAAGCGCGCUCGUGGCAUCAGUGGUUCUUCCAUCAAAAAAGAUGGUGGUCGUUUCGAUAUGGUAACGAGUUUGUCAAACCCACGAAUUACGUUUUCCUAUUUCAAGUUUUCGAAAAGUGA